This is a messenger RNA of Oxyura jamaicensis (ruddy duck), 671 nucleotides long. Its product is annotated as ADP-ribosylation factor 5-like. The annotation marks the transcript as partial. The record is from RefSeq and is a predicted model, not a curated record. Gene Ontology annotation, cellular component: cytoplasm; plasma membrane. NCBI's taxonomy places the organism in Eukaryota, Metazoa, Chordata, Aves, Anseriformes, Anatidae. Gene Ontology annotation, molecular function: GTPase activity; GTP binding. Gene Ontology annotation, biological process: intracellular protein transport; vesicle-mediated transport. The transcript has 5 exons.
UGCCAGCUCUCCCUUGCAGUGGGGCUGGACGCCGCUGGCAAGACCACCAUCCUCUACAAGCUGAAGCUGGGCGAGAUCGUCACCACCAUCCCCACCAUCGGGUUCAACGUGGAGACGGUGGAGUACAAGAACAUCUGCUUCACAGUCUGGGAUGUGGGCGGGCAGGACAAGAUCCGGCCGCUGUGGCGGCACUACUUCCAGAACACGCAGGGCCUCAUCUUCGUGGUGGACAGCAACGACCGGGAGAGGGUGCAGGAGUCCGCCGAUGAGCUGCAGAAGAUGCUGCAGGAGGACGAGCUGCGGGACGCCGUGCUGCUGGUGUUCGCCAACAAGCAGGACAUGCCCAACGCCAUGGCGGUGAGCGAGCUGACCGACAAGCUGGGCCUGCAGGCGCUGCGCAGCAGGACCUGGUACGUGCAGGCGACGUGUGCCACCCAGGGCACGGGCCUCUACGACGGGCUGGACUGGCUGUCGCACGAGCUCUCCAAGCGCUAGCCGCAGCGUGGGGCGCAGGCGGGCCGGGGACGUCUCUCCCCGCCGCUGUUCUCUUUGGAUUCCUUUACUUAUUUUUUUUUGGGGGGGUGUUUUUCCUUUCCCCCCGGCGUGGCCUCGUCUCUGUGUGUUUAUCUGGUAGGACUUGAACCUCAAGGACUCUUCAGGCAGCUCUGCCU